AGCCCAAUUCCCUCGCCCCUCCCACUCCGUGACGCAACUUCCGGCACUUCCUGCUCCUUCCCCCUGCGCUACUUCCGCUUCCGCCGCUGCGCAGUGGGUGGUCCCAGCCAUGGCGAAUCACCUGAGGUUCGUGGGCCGAACCGUGAUGGUCCAGAACGAGAACGUGGAGGCGGCCUACGGGGUGCUGAACAGGAUCCUGACCCAGGACGGGCUCAUCGAGGAGAUUCGGCGCCGCCGUUACUACGAGAAGCCGUGCAGGCGGCGGCAGCGCGUGGCCUACGAGGCGUGUCGGCGGGUUUAUAACGCGGAAAUGGGGCGGAAAAUCGCGUUUUUGGGGCGUGUGAACCGUCAGGACCCGUGGCUGGGCUGUUAGGGGCCGGAAAAACCC
This is a messenger RNA of Calypte anna (Anna's hummingbird), 388 nucleotides long. RefSeq names its product mitochondrial ribosomal protein S21 (gene MRPS21). The transcript is spliced from 3 exons. The record is from RefSeq and is a predicted model, not a curated record. NCBI's taxonomy places the organism in Eukaryota, Metazoa, Chordata, Aves, Apodiformes, Trochilidae. The coding region runs from base 110 to 373 and encodes 87 amino acids. Gene Ontology annotation, cellular component: ribosome. Gene Ontology annotation, biological process: translation. Gene Ontology annotation, molecular function: structural constituent of ribosome.